CACAAGCCAAAGACUAAGUAACUAAGUUCAAAGUUGGCAUAUCUUUUACAAACCAAGCUUCUGUUUUCUUUUACUUCUCAAACACUCACAAAAACUUUUCAAAUCUCUCCAAAAACCCACCCCAAUACUUUUUCUUCUCUCAAAUGGCCCCAGAGAUUUCCGUAAACCCGAUCUAUGUAUCCGAGAAGGCGCAUCAAGCACCUUCAAGGAGAGCCUAUGUAACGUUUUUGGCAGGUAACGGAGACUACGUGAAGGGAGUGGUGGGACUAGCAAAGGGUUUGCGUAAGGUGAAAAGUGCUUACCCUCUUGUUGUUGCCAUGUUACCUGAUGUGCCUGAGGAACAUAGAGACAUCUUGAGGUCUCAAGGCUGUGUAUUGCGCGAGAUCGAGCCUGUUUAUCCUCCAGACAACCAAGUUGAGUUCGCUAUGGCUUAUUACGUUCUCAACUACUCAAAGCUACGUAUCUGGAACUUUGAGGAGUACAGCAAGAUGAUAUACCUGGAUGCAGAUAUUCAAGUCUUUGAAAAUAUCGAUAACCUUUUCGAUAUGCCUGAUGGGUAUUUUUAUGCGGUGAUGGAUUGUUUCUGUGAGAAAACGUGGAGCCACUCGCCGCAGUAUUCGAUUGGGUAUUGUCAACAGUGCCCAGAGAAAGUCACGUGGCCGGAAAAUAUGGAGUCUCCUCCUCCUCUGUAUUUCAACGCCGGUAUGUUUGUGUUCGAGCCAAGCCCUUUGACUUAUGAGAGCCUACUUCAGACUCUGGAGAUCACACCGCCUUCACCGUUUGCAGAACAAGAUUUUCUCAAUAUGUUCUUUGAGAAAGUGUACAAACCGAUCCCUCUGGUUAACAAUCUGGUUUUGGCUAUGCUUUGGCGUCACCCUGAGAACGUGGAGCUGGAGAGAGUCAAGGUUGUUCACUACUGUGCAGCUGGAUCCAAGCCAUGGAGGUACACAGGAGAAGAAGCUAACAUGGACAGAGAAGACAUCAAGAUGUUAGUUGAUAAAUGGUGGGAUGUAUAUAACGAUGAAUCCCUAGAUUUCAAACCGAAAAGCCCUGAAGAUGUGGAAGAAACCGUUACCAAAUCGACCAUCCUAGCUUCAGUACCUGAACCGGAAUUCACCUACUUUCCUGCUCCUUCUGCUGCUUGAAAAGUCUAGUUGCACAAGACUUGGAGUGUUUCUAUAUCUAUUUUCUUGUGAUAAUUAUAGUUUGAAAUAGCAUAAACAGAAAUAGAAACCUUGGUGAGUUGGAAUCACAGCUCUUAGCUGCCCCUUUCUCGACCCGAGAGUUUUUCAAUUAGUAUAUGAUAAAGUGUGUAAGGUGUUAAAACUACUAAAGAAACGAUGUAUUUGUAUUGCUAUAUUUAUGUACGAACCACAACAUAUAUCAAUGUGAAAGCGUUACAGAAA
Eutrema salsugineum is the source of this 1406-nucleotide messenger RNA. RefSeq names its product galactinol synthase 4. The transcript has 4 exons. The record is from RefSeq and is a predicted model, not a curated record. Gene Ontology annotation, molecular function: glycosyltransferase activity. Lineage: Eukaryota; Viridiplantae; Streptophyta; Magnoliopsida; Brassicales; Brassicaceae. Bases 144 to 1145 code for a protein of 333 amino acids.